This is a messenger RNA of Vollenhovia emeryi, 1138 nucleotides long. Its product is annotated as putative OPA3-like protein CG13603. NCBI's taxonomy places the organism in Eukaryota, Metazoa, Arthropoda, Insecta, Hymenoptera, Formicidae. The coding region runs from base 182 to 835 and encodes 217 amino acids. The record is from RefSeq and is a predicted model, not a curated record. Gene Ontology annotation, cellular component: mitochondrion. The transcript has 2 exons. Gene Ontology annotation, biological process: regulation of lipid metabolic process.
UCGCGAAAGCAGCCCUUCCGCACCAUAUUUCUCACAGUCAUUGGCCAAUCCACCUGCGCUCACGUAGAGAUCUGUAUCGUUCGCGAGGGUCCACGGCGAUGGUGGAGUUCGCGCUCGGCCUAGCAGAUAUAUGCUGACGGAGAAAAAUAUCAUGUUUUCCAGCGAUUAGCCUGACAAUACGAUGCCGGUCGGUGUAUUUCCAGCCCUCAAAUUGGGCGUGCUCUUUGUCAAACAGAUCAGCAAACCCCUAGCCAAGUUUCUUGUCAAUCAGGCAAAGAGUCAUCCUAUUUUCAGAACUUACUUCAUCAUACCUCCCGCUCAGUUUUAUCACUGGGCAGAGGUGAAAGCGAAGAUGUACGUCAUGAACCUCGGUAAGCCCACGAAGGUAGCCAAGCUGAACGAGACUAUGGCGAUCGAGUUGGGCGCCAGUCUGAUGGGCGAGUUCAUCAUCUUCAGCGUGGCCGGAGCAUGCGUCAUACUCGAGUACAACAGGCAGACGAUGAAAGAGACGAAGAAAGAGGAGAUCCGCCUGAUGCAGAUACAAAAGUUUACGGACGACAUUCAAGCGUUGUACAACACGACGGUGCAGCAGGAGGCGCAGAUUCACUAUCUGCGGAGCGCGGUCAGCGAAUUGGCGAGGCACACGAAGCACAAGUUGCCCGAGCCAGUUUCAUGGCAGAGAAGUAGCAGCGGCAAUGAUCCGGAGGACGACGCGAGAAAGAAUCCUAGUAAAAAUAGUAAAAGCUCAGCGGAGGCAACCACGAAGGAUGCGUCGUUGAUCGAGCGUGCUAUAGUAUAUUAUAAUAAGGAAUUGAAAGGAGAUAAGCUUAGUUAAGCGACGUUUUAUAUUUCUUUUUGAAACGUAUGUAAUUUUUUAGGUACCAUGGAGAUAUAGAGGUUGCAAACCGGUGCUGUACUAAAACGAUAUAUAUUCGUGAAAUGUACAUAACAAAAUUUUGUUCUGGGUUGUGUGUCGCAAUCUAUUUUUUAGAUGAUCAACUUUGUGCUAGUCCGGAAGUGAUACUUAAGCACUUGUUUCUUCUGUAAAAAUACGUAUUUCUGCCGAUGUACCUAAAUAAUUUUUAAAUAACUGUAGAUACGCGUGAUAAAAUAAUAAAAUUUGCACGGAAAAAUUUAA